CCUGUACAGAAGUACCGUAUCUUUCCGGUUGAUUUGUGAAGAGUUAAGGUGGAAGCGGCUCUCUGACGGAGGGGAGCGGCGCGAAAUGUGCUUGUGAAAAGGCACAUGGGGUUUGAAAUAUCUCUGAAUUCUGGCCGGGAAAACGAAGAGGACAAGAAGGAUCAAACAAAAAGAGUGGAGUAACAGGAGGUGUAUGUUGCCUCGCUCUGUAGUUUCCCUGCCACUACCAUGAGUUGGAGUUUCCUGACUCGUCUGCUGGAAGAAAUCCACAACCAUUCUACAUUUGUGGGCAAGAUCUGGCUCACUGUCCUGAUUGUUUUCCGUAUCGUGCUGACGGCCGUAGGAGGGGAGUCCAUCUACUACGAUGAGCAGAGCAAGUUUGUCUGCAACUCGGGCCAGCCGGGUUGUGAGAAUGUGUGCUAUGACGCCUUUGCUCCACUCUCACACGUCCGCUUCUGGGUUUUCCAAAUCAUUCUGGUGGCCACACCUUCACUCAUGUACCUGGGCUACGCUGUCAACAAAAUUGCUCGGGCGGACGAGCAGGCAGACAGCGGGGGAGUGAGUGGAUUUUCGCGGAGGAAACCCAAGAAGCCCUAUCUUGCAGGCAGAAAGCAGAAUAGGGGCAUUGAAGAGGCCGAGGAUGACCAAGAGGAAGACCCGAUGAUCUAUGAAAUGGCAGAGGUGGAGAGUGAUGGGAAUGGAGCAGCGAAAGGAAACAGUGGUGCAAAGGUCAAGGUUCGCCAUGAUGGGCGCCAGCGUAUCAAAGAGGAUGGACUGAUGCGUAUUUAUGUGCUUCAGCUCCUGACCCGCUCCGUGCUGGAGGUGGUUUUCUUGUGUGGACAGUAUGCCCUGUAUGGAUUUGCUGUUCCUUCCACCUAUGUGUGCUCAGACCUGCCCUGCCCUCACAGAGUGGACUGCUUUGUAUCACGGCCCACUGAGAAAACUAUCUUCCUCCUCAUCAUGUACACAGUCUCCCUGCUCUGUCUGGCACUCAAUUUAUGGGAGAUGCUUCAUCUGGGCAUCGGUACCAUCUGUGAUAUCGUACGCUCCCACCGGGUGCAGCUCCCUGACGAUGAGCUGUACGGGCUGACGGGACGGGCACAAGGAGCUCUUAAUGAGGCAGGAAUGAGCGGAGAGGAUUACAGCAGCUACCCUUUUUCUUGGAACGCACCAUCAGCUCCACCUGGGUACAACAUCGCCAUCAAGCCUAUUCUGGUAUCUACAGGGCACCACAACCAGCCAUUACCCAUCACAGAUCUCACUAACGCUAAGAUGGCAUGCCGGCAAAACCACGUGAACAUUGCCCAAGAGGAGCGUCAGCAAAACACCAAUAAUGAUGAAAACCUGUGCAGAGCAGGGAUGGGAGAUGCUUCCAGAGGUGUUCUUAAGGACAUCCGUCCACCUCAGAACAAGCUGGAGGCCUACAGCCAGCCACAGAGCCACAGUAAUAACCACAGCAAGCCUCACCGUGAACGUAAACACCGGCAGGCCUCCAAAAACACUGCAAGCAAGGCAGACGCGGACGGAGGUAGCAGCACCAGUAGUGGCAGCAAAUAUGGAGUCAUAAAGGGUUCUGAGUGGAUCUGACUUUCACACUGCGACUUGUGUUUUUGUUAUGUCUAAACAAUGUAAAUCCUUUUUCAGGAACAUGUUGGUGCUGUCUUUGAUCCCCUGUGAAUAUGCAGAGGUUGCCAUGCUGUAACCUAAGGUGCCUUACUU
Molecule: messenger RNA, 1719 nt
Organism: Cottoperca gobio
Lineage: Eukaryota; Metazoa; Chordata; Actinopteri; Perciformes; Bovichtidae
Product: gap junction gamma-1 protein-like
Biological process (GO): cell-cell signaling
Cellular component (GO): connexin complex
Molecular function (GO): gap junction channel activity
Source: RefSeq, a predicted model, not a curated record